AUGUCGUCCACAAGAGUGCUCCACAACGGGCUGGCCCCGUUGCUUGCGUCAAAGAUGCUAAGAAGCUCUUCAAUCCAUGCGGACUUGAAAACUAAGCCAACAAUUUCCUUUCUUCAAAAAAAUAGUUACACCAAGAAGACUGCUAUUUCAUUUUUAAAUGCUGGCAUCAACACAAGAGCCAUGAGAUUUUCACCCUUGAAGUUAUCUCAUCAAACCCUUGAUGAAUUGACUGCAAAACUUCCAUCGACAGCUAUCAGCGAACAAAUUCUUGUCUCUUUGGAUUCCAAUGCGACAUCUCCAUUGUUACUCAACAAUAUUCUUGAACCAGUUGACGCAGCAACCAUGGCAUCACCUUAUUCCAAGUCCAGUUCAGAGGAGACACUUGAAACCAGCCCCCAACAGUCAUGCAAGCACAGCCUAGAAUGCAUCGAAAAUCAGUGCGCAUUUCGCGAUCAAGAUAAAUUUAUGUUGGAGGAUCCAACACAAAUUAACUUCUCUUCUGAAGUUGGAUGCCGCUUCCGAAAAUUUCCAGAUUUCCCCCUUGAAGUCCAAUGUAUGAUAUGGGAUUUCUCUAUGGAAGAAGAUCGCAUCAUUGAGGUACACAUCACCAAGCGUUGCGCAAAUUGGAUGAUUGUUUAUGCGUCUACUGAUGCUCAGAAUCCAGCAAUCCUUAGCGUCUGUCAAGUAGCUAGAGAACGAGGAUUGAGACGUUACAGACCAUUGUCCGUUGCGAAUUCCUGGAAACGAGACAAGAAGAUGUACGACGAUAGGCAAAAUCUGUUGGGGCUUCCAUUGGACUUUGUUGGUCCUGAAGCUGCAACGACAAACUUCAGGUGCUACAUUGAUUUCGACCGAGACACUGUGUUCAUCAACUCCAGCCAUUUUCGUAUCUACAGCGAUGCUUUGGAGGUUGGUGACAACACGUGGCGCGAAGACUUUGGCUACCAAUUCUUGAAGGACCUGUUUUUCUCUACAGCUGGUGAUCGAAUUCAAAAUCUUGCCGUAGACUACUUAUUGGCAGAGAAGUGGUUUGAUAAUGAUCGCAACAAUUGGCAGUACUGCCAAGUUUUGGCGGCAAUGCCUAAACUACAGAAACUCGCCAUUGUCUGGACCGGACAUCACCACUUUGAGCGUGUGAUUCAGAAUGAGUGCUGCCGCACGAGACAAAUCGAGAUUCUAACGGAUGAAGCAUUAUCUGAUGAGGUGCGCUACAGCGCCAAGUUUCCUAGCGAUCAUCACCAUCGUGUACGCAAGUUUCAUAAGAUGAAAGGCCUAGGUCCAUAUCUUGGAGAGGGAUGGGUCAGCGACCGAUUUGCUUCCGGUGAAACCUCUAUCACCUGGAAGAGCAACAUCGUCACCGCAAUUCAAGAGAAUCGACCGGUAAACCCGGCUAAUUAUCCGGCCAAUUCCUUUCACUUUACUGCGGACGGAAAUUCGAGAUACCGAGAUUUGUGUCAAUUGGAGUUUACUGAAGUCGCCGCCGAGAGAGAAUGCUAG
This is a messenger RNA of Botrytis byssoidea, 1497 nucleotides long. RefSeq lists its product as uncharacterized. The coding region runs from base 1 to 1497 and encodes 498 amino acids. The transcript is spliced from 3 exons. NCBI's taxonomy places the organism in Eukaryota, Fungi, Ascomycota, Leotiomycetes, Helotiales, Sclerotiniaceae. The record is from RefSeq and is a predicted model, not a curated record.